Alosa alosa (allis shad) is the source of this 5195-nucleotide messenger RNA. RefSeq names its product myomesin 2a (gene myom2a). Bases 106 to 4650 code for a protein of 1514 amino acids. The transcript has 39 exons. Gene Ontology annotation, molecular function: protein binding. Lineage: Eukaryota; Metazoa; Chordata; Actinopteri; Clupeiformes; Clupeidae. The record is from RefSeq and is a predicted model, not a curated record.
AUUUUUGUAAGCAUCAGCAGGAAGACUCCCAAGCGGGUUCAGGCUGGUCUUCCGACGCUCUGUGCUGUAUAUUUCUCUUGGGGUCUCUGUUGAGGUGUUCCCGACAUGCCUACUACGGCCAUACCAUUAUAUCAUCAGAAGCAAAAACAUGUUCACCAUGUUCACCAUGAGCAUCUCAGCUCUAAGAAAGUGGUCCAGCACCACUCGUCAAGGAAAUCAAGCUCUAAAUCAGUGAAAAAGGAGCAGGCCGAAGCCAGGACGGCUAUGGCGGAACCAGCCUAUACGGUGCCAGCAUUCAGAAGUGCUGAUGACACACCAGAAUAUCAGCGUGUUGCUGCCCACUGUGGCAGGGGAUUGGCUGAGCUGCAGCAGGAGAUCCACAGAAUUAAAGUGGCCACUCAUACCCAAGUGACCAGUCUGGCGAUUACAAGAGAGGUGCAGGAGAUCAUGUCUGUCAAGAGAAAGAUGCCUGUGAUGUCCGAUAAGGCGCCAGAGUUCCUGGUGGACGUGAGGGCUCACACCCUGUGGGAGAAGAUGCCAGUGAAGCUCUUCUGCACUGUGGCAGGCCAGCCUGCUCCUGUGGUCAAAUGGUAUAAGGGGGAUAAGCCUGUUGACCCUCUGAGCACACCAGGAAAGUACAAGAUGGAGAACAAGUAUGGAGUCCACUCUCUGAUCAUUAGCAGAUGCACUGUGUCCGAUACUGCCCAGUACAGUGCAGUGGCCACCAACACCCAUGGAAAGGCCACCAGCAAGGCCACCGUCACCGUCAAGAGGCCUGCUGGAGCUGGAGAUCUCUCCCAUCUACCUGGCUUAGUGCCCAUUACUCCAACUCAUGCCAGCAAGCUGGAUGUCACUUUGCUGGACACCUUUGGCGUGACCUUCGGCACUGAGGGCGAAUCAUGCAAACUGGUGACCACCAUGGUGGUUGUGCCAGACCUGCCCAACCUGCCCCCUGAAGUCAUGUGGUUCAGAGAUGAUAAAUUGCUGGCACCAUCUAAGUGGGCAGAGAUGUCCGUUGGUGGAGGUGCUGCCACUCUCACCCUCCCCCACCUCAACAAGGACGAUGAAGGCCUGUACACCGUGCGCGUCUGGUCUAAGGACGGCACUGCUGAACACAGCGCUUACCUGUUUGUGAAAGAUGCUGCUGCACCUGUUGCUGGGGCACCUGGUGCUCCCAUGGAUGUGAAGGCCUCCGACGCAAACAAGGAUUACGUCAUGGUGACCUGGAAACCCCCUAACAUCACCACCGAGGGGGCCAUCAAAGGAUACUUUGUGGACAGACGUGAAGUUGGUUCCACUGAUUGGGUCCAGUGCAACGACGCUCCCGUCAAUGUUUGCAAAUACCCUGUUCAUGGUCUGGCCGUAGGACACUCCUACCACUUCCGGGUCCGGGCCGUGAACAGCGUCGGAAUCAGCAGACCCUCCAGGAGGUCCGAUGGCGUUUCUGCCCUCCACACUGCUGCGGGCGAGAUUGAAGUGAUUAAAAUCGAUGGGAAAUAUGACAUUGUGAUUCACCAAGAGGACCUUGAAGGUUAUGUCACGUUGCCAGGGCCGCCCAGUGACGUGCAUGCCUCAGAGAUAAACAAAACGUAUGUUGUCCUCAGCUGGAUGCCACCCUCCCCUAGUGGACGGGCACCGCUGUGGUACCUCAUCGAGAAGUGUGUGGGGGAGGGCCAGCUGUGGCAGAGGCUGAACACAGCUGUGCAGCUCUUCUCCCCCCGCUACCCCAUCUUUGAUCUCGAGGAUGGGAAAGCGUACCGCUUCCGUGUGACCGCAGUCAACAAAUACGGGCCAAGCGAGCCCUCCAAGCCGUCCGGUUUCAUCCAAAAGAGGGACCCCCAUGAGAGUGAGCAUGCUGUGGGUGUCCCCUCUGCACCUGGAAAGGUUGUAGCCACCAGGAAUGGCAAGACCUCUGUCUUUGUGCAGUGGGACCCCCCCAAACACCCCAACAACCUCAUGGGCUACUACAUCGAUGCCUGUAUGCAGGGCUCCAAGGGAUGGGUGGCCUGCAACCACAGGCCAUACAAACACACCAGGUUUGUGGUCCAUGGUCUGGUUCAAGGAGAGACGUACACUUUCCGUGUCCAGGCCGUCAACACUUACGGACUCAGUGAUGAGUCCCAGGAGUCUGACCCUCUGUUUGUGGACGCUGCCCUGAAGGGUGUAGAGUAUGCUGCCCCCUCUGCCCCUCACGGCAUCACCCUGCUCAGCUGCGACGGCUCCUCCAUGACGGUGGCCUGGAAGCGCCCCAAGAACACCGGCGGCAGCAAGAUCACCGCCUACUACGUGGACAUGCGCGAGGCGGCCUCCCUCAAGUGGAGAGAGGUCAACGCAGCCGCUGUAAAGGAGAGAAUCUACAAGGUGGAGGGCCUCACUGCUGGCGUGGCCUAUGAGUUCAAGAUCCAGGCAGGAAACCUGGCAGGUGUGGGAGUUCCGUCUGAGCCCAGCAAACCUCUCCUCUGUGAGGCCUGGACUAUGGCUGAACCAGGCCCAGCCUACGACAUCAAGUUCUCUGAGGUGCGUGACCACUCCCUGAUCGUCCUGUGGAAAGCCCCCGUAUACACUGGUCAGAGCCCUGUCACGGGCUACAUCCUGGAGAUGGCCAAGAAGGGCUCCUCAAAUUUUAUCAAACUGACAGAAGAAGCCAUCGCCCACCGCUACUUUAAGGUAAAGGGUCUGGAGGCCGGAGCAGCGUAUGUGUUUAGAGUGCGUGCGGUUAAUGAGCAAGGUGUGGGCAAAGCCUCGGCCAUCUCAGAAUCAGUGCUGGCCAAAGCCUUGCCAGGUGCAAAGGAGAUUGAAUGUGGAGUGGAUGAGGAGAGCGGCGACAUCUUUUUGUCUUUUGAAGCAUGUGAGUUAGCUGAGACCUCAAAGUAUGUGUGGUCAAAGUCCUACAAAGAAAUCACCGAUUCUGGAAGGGUCUCCAUUUCAUCUAAAGGAAAACACUCCAAACUGACCUUCACCAACCCCGAGGCUGCUGAUCUGGGCACUUACUCUGUGGCCGUGACUGACACCGACGGUGUCUCUGCUAGUCAUAAACUCACUGAAGACGCUCUGAAAAAAAUGCUGGAACUCAGCUACAAUAUCAGACACCCAAUUGUGCCGUUGAAGACGACCCUGAACUACGAGGUCCUUGAGAAAGGCCACGUGCGUUUCUUCCUGCAGGCCCUCAAGCUGUCCCCCGCAGCCUCGUACAGGUUCAUCGCCAACAACAAGGAGGUGGCCGCCGGUGAGGGCAUUAAGAUCAGCCAUGAUGCUGCUACUGGUGUCAUCCAGAUGACUGUGGAGCACUUUACCAGAGCAAAUGAGGGAACAUACACCGUUCAGAUCACUGAUGGAAAAGCCAAAAACCAAAGCUCCCUGGUCCUGGUGGGAGAUGUCUUCAGAGCUGCACUUAAAGAGGCUGAUUUCCAAAGGAAAGAAUUCAUCAGGAAACAAGGUCCACAUUUCUCCGAGUACAUUUCCUUCUAUGUGGAUGAUGACUGCACCGUCAUGCUGACCUGCAAGCUUGCUAAUGUGAAGAAAGAGACAACUUUCCACUGGUUCAAGGAUGAUGAGGAGGUUGUCCCUGAAGUUGCACCCAAUGUGAUGUCUGGAAGUUGCACACUCCCUCUUCCAUUGUUCUCAAGAAAAGACCAGGGCAUUUACAAAGCCACUCUGAGUGAUGACAGAGGAAAGGACUCAUCCGUUUUUGACAUUUCUGGCGCAGUAUUUGAGGACAUCAUCAAUGCUAUUGCUCAUAUUGCUGGCUCCUCGGCCUCUGAGCUGGUGCUGCAGUGCACUCCUGAGGGCAUCAGGCUGCAGUGCUACAUGAAGUACUUCACCGAGGAGAUGAAGACCCACUGGUUCCACCGGGAAAGCAAGAUUGCGUCGUCUGAGAAGAUGAGGAUUGGAGGCACUGCUGAGAUGGCCUGGAUGCAGAUCUGUGAGCCCACUGAUAAGGAGAAGGGCCACUACACUAUCGAGAUCCACGAUGCCACAACGUCCCACAACCGCACCUUUGACCUCUCUGGACAAGCAUAUUCAGAUGCAUACGCAGAAUUCCAGAGGCUGAAAGCUGCUGCAUUCGCUGAGAAAAACCGUGGCAGAGUGGUCGGUGGUUUGCCAGAUGUUGUCACUAUCAUGGAGCAGAAGUCCCUGAGCCUGACCUGCAAUGUCUGGGGCGACCCCACCCCAGAGGUCACCUGGUUCAAGAACGAGCAGGAGGUGGUGUCUGAUGCGCACAGCAAGAUCGCCUUUGAGAGCGGCAAGUUCGCCAGCCUCACCAUCACUGCUGUUACCGUCGAGGACUCCGGCAAGUACAGCAUCAACGUACGGAACAAGUACGGCGGUGAGUUUGUGGAGAUCACCGUGAGCGUCUACAAGCAGGGAGAGAACAUCCCUGAGCCCAAGAUGGGCCACAUGUCUAAGCCGGCCACUCCCGCCCCUCCCAAGUCCCCAGCGCCCACACGUGUCAAAUCCCCAACUCCCACCCCUCCUCCAUCCGUGAAGUCCCCAACUCCCACCCCUCCUCCAUCCGUGAAGUCCCCAACUCCCACCCCUCCUCCGUCUCUCAAGUCUCCAACCCCACCAAAGUCACCAACCCCACCAAGGAGUGCCAAAUCCCCAACCCCUCCCAGAUUUAUGAAGUCCCCCACCCCUCCUAGGAAGUAAACACAUGGUUUCCAUGGUUUUGAAAGCCUGUGAAUGAUGGAGGUGUUGAUUUUGCUCAUUUGUAGCAUGAGCAUAAAACGAAAAAAAUAAAAAAGAAGGUCGAUAGCCGUCUAGGUACAUCACUUACUAUUUGCUGAGGUGGUCAUAGAAUGGGAUGCUCUUUAAGCUGAAGAGCAGUGUUGGUCUGCUAGAGAGUUGAGCAGCGGUCAGAGAGAGACGUAGAGGGAGAGGGUCAGUAACCAGACAGAUGCAGUGCCUGCUUUUGCCUCUACUCUGCACAGUCACCAGCACUGUGUUGAAAUCUGGCCAGCUUAGAUUGAAGUUUGCUUUUGUUGUACUGUGCAAUGAAGAAGAUGAUUGUUGGGUAAACCCACCAUUUGGUUGCCCUCCAGAAAAAGAUAUAAACAUGGCGCUAUUUGUGCUUUAUACGUCACUAGCUGUGGUGAGCACCACAUCUAUAUAUACUUGUAUCUUUUUGUGUCUUUGCAAUGUUGUGUGCCCUACUCAAGGAUUUGUGUUUGGAAUAAACAUCAGUAAUCACCUUC